Coniophora puteana RWD-64-598 SS2 is the source of this 1167-nucleotide messenger RNA. RefSeq names its product cytochrome P450. Lineage: Eukaryota; Fungi; Basidiomycota; Agaricomycetes; Boletales; Coniophoraceae. The annotation marks the transcript as partial. The record is from RefSeq and is a predicted model, not a curated record. Gene Ontology annotation, molecular function: oxidoreductase activity, acting on paired donors, with incorporation or reduction of molecular oxygen; iron ion binding; monooxygenase activity. The transcript has 8 exons.
UGGAAAUUACAUCGUCGCCUAUAUAAUGAUGCAUUCAAGCGCGAUGCAGUGUCCCAAUACCAAACAACGCAAAUACACGGAACUCGGGUACUUCUUUCAUACCUGCUAUCCGAUCCCGGAUCAUUUGGAGAGCACUUCCACUCAUAUGCAGCAUCUACCAUUCUAUCUGCCGUUUAUGGGUACGAAGUAACUUCAGCUGAAGAUCCCUUGCUCCGCAUUGUAGAAACCGCGGACGACCUCAUUGUCGCAAACGCCGCAUUCACCAAUGUAGGACUUAUCUCGGCACUACCCCUUCUUACGAGGCUGCCAAAAUGGCUCCCGGACUUCGGUUUCAGGACGACGAUAGCAGCACUAUGCAAUAGUAUAAGUACAGCCACGAUCACACCUUACGAGCAUGCUAAAGCCGCUCUAUCAAACGGACCAGUUUCAGCCUCUAUGGUAGCUGGCAUAUUGCGGAAAUGGAACGACAGUCCACCCUCAGAUCAUGCAGAGGCGGCGCUCAAAAAUGCAGCUUUUACAGCGUUUGUUAAACACUCCCGACAGACGACAUCGGUUCUUCUGAGCUUUGUAUAUGCAAUGUUAACGCAUGGCGAAGCUCAGAGACGCGUCCAACAGCAAAUAACUGAGGCACUGGGAGCGGAUAGAUUGCCUACGUUUGAAGACAGGAAUUCUCUACCGUUGGUAGACGCGGUCCUGAGGGAGACCAUACGGUGGACUUCGGUCGUCCCGAUUAACAUCCCACACAGCACCAGUGCCGAUGACACUUACGAGGGCUACUUGAUACCAAAAGGUGAAGCCUCAAACCGAUAUACUUCCUUGGACAUCUUUCACGACGAGCGCAUCUACGCAGAUCCUGACACCUUCAAUCCUGAACGCUGGCUUCGUCCCGACGGUUCAAUCUCGGAUGACACAUCAUACGCAAUGACCUUUGGGUUUGGAAGACGUGUUUGCCCGGGACAACACUUCGCCGAAUCCUCGCUUUGGUUAGCUACAGCGACUAUACUUACCAUGUUUAACAUUUCGAAGGAGAAAGAUGGAGACGGCAACGAAGUGGAUUCCCCGCCACGGUGGACAACGGGGCUAGUAUCAUAUCCAACGGAUUUCCGUUGCUCAAUUACACCUAGAACCAGUGGUCCGGAAGCUGUACUUAGAAACAUGGAGCAGUAA